Messenger RNA from Cheilinus undulatus (humphead wrasse), 2297 nucleotides. It is a transcript of the gene nprl3, whose product is annotated as NPR3-like, GATOR1 complex subunit. NCBI's taxonomy places the organism in Eukaryota, Metazoa, Chordata, Actinopteri, Labriformes, Labridae. Bases 218 to 2047 code for a protein of 609 amino acids. The record is from RefSeq and is a predicted model, not a curated record. Gene Ontology annotation, cellular component: GATOR1 complex. Gene Ontology annotation, biological process: cellular response to amino acid starvation; positive regulation of autophagy; TORC1 signaling. The transcript has 14 exons.
CAAUAAGAUGCACCACCGCUUGUUGUCAUUCCACAGAGGAGUUUACACCCAGGCUCACGGUUUGCAACAAAGUACUGAAGUGUCCUGUAUAUGGCACGUAUCAGCAACACUUUAACGUGUACCAGGCGGACGUUCAUUGUUUGGUUGUAGGCGACGUCAACGAUCGCGAGCGACUUUACUGUGUCGCAGCUAACGUAAAGCUAGCUAGAAUGCUAACAUGAUGUUCAACCCAUCAGCCGGGUUGCCAGAUGACGGAAAAUCAAUGUACAACCAGUCACAACAAAGCGUGUACAAAACGAGCGAUAAAACCAGCCCUAUAAGCGUCAUACUGGUUAGCUCUGGCAGCAGAGGGAACAAACUUCUUUUUCGAUACCCCUUCCAACGAGUGGCUGAAUGUCCGUCUGCUUUAACAGCAAAACAGCGAAGUCCAUAUGCUCUGAACACCAAUGGAGAGGGACUUGAAGAUCAAGAUGGUGAUUCAAGAGAACAAUCUCCACUAACUGAUGAACAGUUGGUAGCAGGGUUCUCGGACAUCAUCCUGGCCACCAUCCUGGCCACCAAAUCUGAUAUGUGUGGGAAGAAGUUUGAACUGAAGAUUGACAAUGUUCAAUUUGUGGGUCACCCUACACUCCUUCAGCAUCCACCCAUCAUUCAGGUUUCAAAGACAGAUCCUUCCCCAAAGAGGGAAAUGCCAACGAUGAUCUUGUUCAAUGUGGUGUUUGCUCUAAGGUCAAAUGCUGAUCCAUCUGUCAUCAGCUGCAUGCAUAAUUUGUCCCGCCGCAUCGCCAUUGCUCUGCAGCAUGAGGAGCGACGGUGCCAGUACUUGACCAGAGAGGCCAAACUGAUGCUGGCGGUCCAGGAUGAGAUAACCACCAUGACUGAAACGGAUGGAAGCCCCCAAUCCCCAUUUAGACAAAUUCUUCCUAAAUGUAAGCUCGCCCGAGAUCUGAAGGAGGCUUACGACAGUCUUUGUACAACUGGUUUGGUGCGACUGCACAUUAACAACUGGCUGGAGGUGAGCUUCUGUCUACCUCACAAGAUCCAUGUGAUCGGUGGAACCCAUAUCCCCCCGGAGGCAUUAGAGCACAGCCUGAAGGCUAUAAGACCUUAUCAUACCCUGCUGCUGUUGGAAAGUGAGAAGGCACUGCUUAGCCAGCUUCCUGUAGACUGUUCACCUGCGAUGGUUCGCCUUAUCAAAACCUGCUCAGCAGUUAAAAACCUUCAGCAGCUUGCUCAGGAUGCUGACCUGGCCUUACUACAGAUCUUUCAAAUUGCUGCUCAUUUGGUGUACUGGGGCAAAGCGAUCAUCAUCUACCCUCUGUGUGAGAACAACGUCUACAUGCUGUCUCCUCAUGCCAACAUCUGCCUAUAUUCACCAUUGGCUGAGCAGUUUGCCCUGCAGUUUCCUGGCCAUGAUCUGCCUUCCAUGUUAGCCAAGUUCUCACUGCCUGUCUCACUGGCCGAGUUCAGAAACCCCCUGGAAGCUCCUGCACAGGAGGCCCAGCUCAUCCAGAUGGUGGUGUGGAUGCUCCAGCGCCGUCUGCUGAUCCAGCUGCAUACUUAUGUCUGCCUGUUGGUACCACCCAGCGAGGAUGAGCCAGGCCUGAGGGAUGAAGACCCACCGCUUGCCGCAAGAGUUGGAGGUCGUAGUCUCAGUACCCCAAGCGCUCUCAGCUUCGGUUCCCCGACUAGCAGUGAUGACAUGACCCUCACCAGUCCUAGUAUGGACAAUUCCAGUGCAGAGUUACUACCAGGUGGGGACUCGCCACUAAACAAGAGGAUGACCGAGACACUGCUAGCAAGCCUGUCAGAGCACGAGAGGCAGGUUAUUCUGAACAUCCCUGCUGCACAAAAUCAAGAGGAUCUGCGGAUGUUUGCCAGACUGCUUCACUAUUUUCGUGGACACCACCACCUGGAAGAGAUUAUGUACAACGAGAACAUGAGGCGCUCGCAGCUCAAGACGCUGUUUGACAAGUUCCGCAGUGUCCUUGUGGUGACCAACCAUGAGGAUCCCAUUAUUUCAAUCUUUCAGUCACCCAUGGACUAAUGGCGCAGCGACAGAGACGGUAUCAGCUCCCACCAACAGGAAAGGUUGUUCAAAAGCAGUUAACCUGCUGUUUAACGGUUGAGUGCUGUUAGUCAACAGCACUCCUCAAUAUGAAGAGACACAAUUUUCAUUGUGUGCAAAUUUAAGUAGAAAAUAAUUCUUUUAUGAGCCUUUAUUUGUUUACAAUGUUAAAUUAUUUUGUACAUUAAAAAUGCCUGAAUUGUUUAUUAAACUUGAAAGAUUUGUGUUU